AUGCCUCUAGCGGCCAAGGGCGGUGGCAGCAGCAGCAGCAGCAGCAGCAGCAGCAGCAGCACGAAGACACUCAACGCGAAGCGCAGCAGCAACAGCUGCUCGGAGCAGCAGCCGACGGGGCGAGUCAAGCGCAAUGUGGCUGCCUUGGCGCGCAACGGCUGGCUGCCUCCGAGCUCAGCAGCGGCGCCAUCACAGGCGCGAGGAACCAGGGCCGAGUUUUUGCGUCGCUUUUCGGGCUCUCAGGCCCACGAGGCCAGCGCGGAAGAGGAAGAAGGGUUUACGCCGGAUGACGAGGCUUCCGAUAUACCCGAAUGCGCCGACGAUGACUAUGAGGGAGCAGACGAUAUCUUUCUGGUGCCAUCGUUGGAGGAAGUCAAACGAAACUUGGGACACCUGGCUAGAACGGGCAGGCUUCCACCUUUCAACUAUCGUCGUCCCUUCAUGAAUGCAGACGUAUCCGAGGCGACUUCUCCGUGGCCCCAGGCCAGGCCUAAGCGCCUCGCGAAGCGCUGCCGGCCCCGCGGCGAGGAAAAGCGCAACGUCGCCGCCAUGGCGCGCAAGGGGGCGCUGCCGCGUACAUGAGCGGCGUCCGACAACAGCGCCCUCUUUGCGCCACCUCUGCCGCCACCUGUGUCUCUCUACUGUCUUCCCAGAGGUCAUCUAUGCGCGUCCCAAGAGGACACGAUGAAAAAAAAAUCUCGCAGGCACGCACUGUCUGACGCAAGCCGCGACUUACGCAGGGGACCCUGCCAAUUUCGGUGUUGUCAUCCCCACCUAAAAUGCUGUCACUCUGGAUACCGUACACGCCUCUAUGUAAUCUGCCGGUUGUUCAUUGUCCUUCCCCGGCUUUGAUUGUUGGUGCACCAUAAGCUGUUUGAGUCAACGGGACGCAGUGAUGUAGUUCACAGGGUUCGCUUCGUGCGGUCGCACUGGAAUGUGCUCCUACUAU
This is a messenger RNA of Rhipicephalus microplus (southern cattle tick), 949 nucleotides long. RefSeq lists its product as uncharacterized. The record is from RefSeq and is a predicted model, not a curated record. NCBI's taxonomy places the organism in Eukaryota, Metazoa, Arthropoda, Arachnida, Ixodida, Ixodidae.